AUGAUGAACAGGAAAUCGGGUCUGACGGAGCUAGAAAUGGGUGUAGUUUUUGAGCUGAUCCAACUCAGGGGCAGCUACACCGGCGACUUCACUGUCCAGUGUGUUGAUUUUCCGAUGGAAAAAUGCGAAUUGCGAGGCAAAAAAUCGGAGGAAUCAUUGAGCUUAAUCGAGCUGGAAAUCAACACCGCCGGGGAAAUUUUGCCCAGGAGAAACAAACGGUACAGAUCACUUGCGGAUAUUUACAGAAAGACACAGCCAUAUAUCAAGAAUGGCGCCAAGAAGAUUGGCCAGGUUUGGAAUUAG
Molecule: messenger RNA, 303 nt
Organism: Striga hermonthica
Lineage: Eukaryota; Viridiplantae; Streptophyta; Magnoliopsida; Lamiales; Orobanchaceae
Source: the annotation of a GenBank genome assembly